Histoplasma capsulatum G186AR is the source of this 1653-nucleotide messenger RNA. RefSeq lists its product as uncharacterized. The transcript is spliced from 4 exons. NCBI's taxonomy places the organism in Eukaryota, Fungi, Ascomycota, Eurotiomycetes, Onygenales, Ajellomycetaceae. The record is from RefSeq and is a predicted model, not a curated record. The coding region runs from base 1 to 1485 and encodes 494 amino acids.
AUGGAAGCACAAUUUCUCCAUGUUCAACCUCGCAGAGUGAACGCGAACAUCCUAAAGCCAAUACUCCGCGCUUAUGCCCUGGGAUAUCUUACUGUCACUGGACCUAAACUCAUAGCUUUUCUCCAUGUAAUUCGCAGAAAAGAUUUGAACAACGAAGAGAAACUCAAUCGCCUUUUUAAGAUUUUAAGCAGACCAUUUCGUUGGAACAGGUUUCCGACUUUUUGCGCCUUGCUCGUCGGAGGGUCAACUCUACUACCAGCAGUCUUUGAGCCUCUCUUCACGAGAAUCACGAGAACUUGGACUAGAGGAAAAGGCAAAGCUCGACCUGCCAUAACACAGAGUUUGUUACGCACUAUUCGCUUUCUUGCAGCCCUUUUAUCCGCGUGGAUCUGCUUUCCCAUCAUUAACUCUAAUGGUGAAGUCCCGCCAAGUGCUGCUACUUCGCGUUCGGAGGAAGAGGCUGCGAUAGCCUCAAAGGCAAAACGGAGAAACCAAAGAAAAGCUCCAGAACCCCCUGGUCUGGCCGGGAAAACACUUGACCUAAGUCUUUUUGCUGUCAUCAGAGCAACGGAUGCUGUUGCAUGCAUGGCAUGGGAACGUUGGCGAAAACGUAGAGCGGCACGAAGCAGAUGGACAUAUGCGGAGUCUAUCUCUCCUCGAUUAGCAGACGCUGGAGUCUUUGCUACAAGCUCUGCCAUAAUCAUGUGGGCGUGGUUCUAUCUACCAGAGAGAUUACCAGCCCCCUACAGCAGGUGGAUCGAAGACGCUGCGCAGAUUGAUAACCGGCUGAUCGAAGCACUCCGCUCAGCCAGACGGACCGAGUGGGAGUACGGAAAACCAUCAGAAAAUAAACCUCCAUUACAAUCCAUGUGCGAUGAUUAUAACUUACCUCGGGAAUGGGGGGAUCCAGAGAAGACAAUCCCUUUCCCCUGCGAGCUUGUGCACAUGGGCUGCGGCCCCAGCUGUGAAAAACAUGCCCUGUGGAGAUUUGUCAAAGCCUUCCGCUUCUCCUGUGCCACAUAUCUACCUAUCCAUCUCGCGUUGCGCUGGCGAUCACGGUCCGUAACCGUAUUCAUCAACGCGGUGAAAAACGCACUCCGCUCCUCUGCCUUUCUCAGUUGCUUUAUUAGUAUUUUCUACUACUCCGUUUGUCUGGCGCGAACGAGACUGGGACCUAGGUUAUUUAGCCCGAAGCUUGUCACGCCUAUGAUGUGGGACUCCGGGUUAUGUGUUGCUGCUGGAUGCAUGAUGUGCGGGUGGAGCAUUUUGGUUGAGAACGCGAAGAAGAGGCUGGAGCUUGCGCUUUUUGUGGCGCCGAGGGCUGCGGUGACGUUGUUGCCGCGAAGAUAUGAUAAGAAGGAUCAAUGGAGAGAGCAAGCCGCAUUCUCCGUGAGCACCGCAAUACUCAUAACUGCUAUCCAGGAGAGACCAGAAAUGAUCCGAGGCGUAUUUGGAAGAGUUCUGGCCCAGGUCUUCAAUCAUUAGAUCUUUUGAAAGCUUUGGUGGUUUAUUCACGACAGCCAAUUCAAUAUAUAUAACUAACUGUACUGUUUUAUUAUCAUACGAUAUCUAUCAUAUUCUGCAGUAGGGUUCCUUUAAUUGUUUUUUCUUCUGUGUAAAAUAGGGAAACGACACCUGACUUUGUUUUGAACC